Molecule: messenger RNA, 1837 nt
Organism: Rhodamnia argentea
Lineage: Eukaryota; Viridiplantae; Streptophyta; Magnoliopsida; Myrtales; Myrtaceae
Product: putative glycosyltransferase 7
Exons: 1
Coding region: 285-1664 (459 amino acids)
Cellular component (GO): endosome; membrane; trans-Golgi network
Molecular function (GO): galactosyltransferase activity
Source: RefSeq, a predicted model, not a curated record
GAUUUCCUCAUCAGUCGCGAAGAAGAAGAAAGGGAGCGAAGCAAAAUCGACCAGAUUCGCCUCCUUAAUUGACUGCCCACCUGCAUCAACGCUGGCACUCUUGGCCAAUUCCCCUCUCCUCGUCGAUACUUAUCAUGCCAAAGCUGGAGUCUUUACACAUGGCGGCACCUCUGCGCAAGACGACGACAUAGUCACGGUGUCUCUGAGCAGAGCAGACCCAAGCCAGAAGAAACGCUUCAAUGCGACCCCCCAGCCGAAGGACGACGCCUGAUUAGAGGUCAACAAUGGGGUCUCCCGAGUCUCAGACUCAGUGCUCGUCCUCGACGAUGGCCAAGCAUGCCCUCCGCAACAGAGCCUCCCUCUGCUUCAGCGACGGCUGCCUCUUCCUCGGCGGCGUCCUCAUGGCCCUCCUCCUCGUCUGGUCCUUCUCCUCCUUCGCCUCCCCCCCGACCAGCAUCCCCUCGGAGACCCUAGCCUCGUCCUCCUCCGCCGCUGCCGCCGCCGCCGAGGGUCCGCCGCAAUGCGCCCCCGUUGCCGCGCCGCCCCGCGACUCGGAGCAGAGCGGCAACUUCUACGACGACCCGGAGCUGAGCUACUCGAUCGGGAGGCCGGUGAGGGGCUGGGACGGGAAGCGGCAGGAGUGGCUGCGGCAGCACCCGUCGCUGGCCUCCGGUGGCGGCCGCGAGCGGGUCCUGCUGGUGACGGGGUCGCAGCCGUCGCCGUGCAAGAACAAGAUCGGCGACCACCUCCUCCUCCGCUUCUUCAAGAACAAGGUCGACUACUGCCGCCUCCACGGCUGCGACGUCUUCUACAACAACGUCCUCCUCCAGCCCCAGAUGUUCUCCUACUGGGCCAAGUACCCCGUCGUCCGCGCCGCCAUGCUCGCCCACCCGGAGGCCGAGUGGAUCUGGUGGGUCGACUCCGAUGCCCUCUUCACCGACAUGGACUUCGAGCCCCCCCUCGAUCGGUACAAGGGCUACAACCUCGUCGUCCACGGUUGGCGGGACCUGAUCUACGAGAAGAAGAGUUGGACGAGCAUCAACGCCGGCGUGUUCCUCAUCCGGAACUGCCAGUGGUCGAUGGACUUCAUGGACGUGUGGGCCGGGACGGGCCCGCAGAGCCCGGAGUACGAGCGGUGGGGCCACGUCCUCAGUUCCACCUUCGCCGACAAGCUAUUCCCGGAGUCCGACGACCAGUCGGCUCUGGUCUACUUGCUGUUGACGCAGAAGGACCGGUACGGGAACAAGAUUUACGUCGAGAGCGAUUACUACUUCGAGGGCUACUGGGAGGAGAUUUUGGGCACGUUGCCUAACAUCACCCGCGAGUACGAAGACACGGAGCGGCGGGGCCCCCAGGCGCUCCGUCGGAGGCACGCGGAGAAGGCGAGCGGAUACUACGCGGCGCGGCGGGCGGAGGCGGCGGGCGCGGCGCGGAAGAGGCCGUUCGUGACCCACUUCACCGGGUGCCAGCCGUGCAGUGGGGCCUACAACCAGAUGUACUCCGGCGAGUCGUGCUGGAACGGGAUGGUGAAGGCGCUGAACUUCGCUGACAACCAGGUCCUCCGCCGGUACGGGUACGUCCGCCCGGAUCUGAUGGACUCCGCCGUCGUGAAGCCCAUCCCAUUCGAUUACCCUGCAGGCGGCGGCGGCGGCGGCGGCGGUUAGGGAGCGAGAAAAAAAAAAAACCGAACAGGAGAUAGAACGGUACAAAUAGGUAAAAAAAAAAUAAUAAUGAAAAGAAGCAGAGGAAGUAUCUUUGUUGGGUCAGGGGAAGAGUGUAUUUGUCGAUGUUGGCUGUUGAUUAAUCUAUGGUUUGCUUGCUUGCUGUCUUCUAGAAA